Messenger RNA from Gavia stellata (red-throated loon), 1741 nucleotides. It is a transcript of the gene GLO1, whose product is annotated as glyoxalase I. Gene Ontology annotation, molecular function: lactoylglutathione lyase activity; metal ion binding. The coding region runs from base 24 to 575 and encodes 183 amino acids. The transcript has 6 exons. NCBI's taxonomy places the organism in Eukaryota, Metazoa, Chordata, Aves, Gaviiformes, Gaviidae. The record is from RefSeq and is a predicted model, not a curated record.
UCUCCUCCUCCUCCUCUCCCGACAUGGCGGCCCCAGCAGAGCUCAGCGGCCUCAGCGAUGAAGCAGCCUACGGAGCCUGCUCGGAGCCGGAUGCCAGCACGAAGGAUUUUUUGUUGCAGCAGACAAUGUUAAGAGUAAAGGACCCUAAGAAGUCACUGGACUUUUAUACAAGAGUUCUUGGAAUGACACUGCUUCAAAAAUUUGACUUUCCUACUAUGAAGUUCUCACUCUAUUUCCUGGCAUAUGAAGAUAAAAAUGAUAUCCCGAAAGAUAAAACUGAGAGAACAGCUUGGACCUUCUCUAGAAAAGCUACACUUGAACUGACACACAACUGGGGCACUGAAAAUGAUGAAAAUCAGUCUUACCACAAUGGCAAUUCAGACCCCCGAGGAUUUGGACACAUUGGAAUUGCUGUCCCUGAUGUCCAUAAAGCUUGUAAGAGGUUUGAAGAACUAGGAGUGAAAUUUGUAAAGAAACCAGAUGAUGGUAAAAUGAAAGGACUUGCAUUUGUUCAGGAUCCUGAUGGCUACUGGAUUGAAAUUUUGAAUCCUAACCACAUGGUGACUCUCACUUAGUUCUAAUGAAGUAUAUAAUAUAAGAGAUGCACAAUUUCAGUCCCCUGGAGAAAAUCUGUAACAGUGUUUGUGAAAUUCUCGCUUAAUGGAGAGGCAUCAGUCGUAUUCAGAGUCUCCUCUAAAACUAUCUCCUGGGACCUCACUGUACUUGAGUUCCUUUUUUCCUGUGCUGUGAUGCCACUGCAAUUUGCCUCCAAUUAGAAAUACUCAACUAUUUUUUUGGAAGAGUGCUUACAUAGAUGCUCCUAGUGAAGUUUGAUUAUGUUAGUAUUUCACUAAACACUAUCAAAAGAUAAGUGACCAGAAAUUGACUGCAUCUCACACUGUUUAGAUUUAAACUAACAACAACAAAAAAAAUCCUGUGUUACUACUGAUGAGCUUCAACAAGGAGGAAAAAAAACCCCUUCAGAAUAUUUUUUUUAUGAAGUCAAAAGAUCCUGAAGGUUUCAUGCCCUAUCUUGUAUACUAGAAAAUAAAAUGUCAGACUAAUUUUGACUUGAGUAGUAGUACGUUUAUGAAAGUCCUAAUCUUACUUGCAUUAUGCCAAGCAAAACUCUGUACGGAACAGUCUUAACUAGCCUUGCCUGGAACAAGAAACUUUGUGGAGGCAAUAAAUCAGUCCAGCAGAAAGAAUUCAGUCUUUCAGCUUCUGGGUGGUGAUUGACAGCCAAGAUAAGAGGUCUCAUAGUUGCUACCUCGCAGUGAUCUUUCUUGUCUCUUCCAACACUAGAAAGAACUUGCUCGUAAUUUUUGUUUUGAUGAAAGUCUGGGGCUGUAUUUAACUUAAAUGCUCUGUAUGUUCUGCAUUAGGGAUUUAAUGAAAAAGAAACAAGUUUCCUACUAGCUGACGUUUUGAUCUGCACUCUUAAAAUGAGUGCUGGUUACUGAAAUGAUGCCUGUAAAUAGCAGGAAAACAUGUAGCAUCUACAUAUAUUACAGAAAUUACUUGAUUUUAUGCUAUUCCACCUGUUAUGAACAGUGUAAAACAUGUCCAGUUUUGAAAUCCUGUUGUUCCUUCCAACAAGGAAAAAAAACCUUCUGCCCUGUCUUCCUGUGGUGUGAGUAGCACUUAACUCCUACGAAGUCUUCAGUUAUGUGACUAUUGAAUAGUGUAAUGGCAUUGCAGUUCACUUCCAAAUAAAGCAUUCGUGCAAACUACAAAAUAA